GUAUGUUAUACACCAUUCAAACUACCGAAGAAGAAGAAGAGUGCACGGAGGUGCGGGAAACAUAAACACGUUCUCAGGUGCAUUAUGGGCUCACCUCUGCUUUCUGUAGCUGAGCAGCUUUUGAGAGACCUUCAGAGAACUUACUCGGAGACAAAGCAGAUACCAGAUGACCUACUAAUAGCAUUGCGAUUUGUGUUCGGCCCAUGUGCUCUUCAGGCAUUGGACCUGGUGGACCAGCGCUCUGUCACAUGUGUGUCAUCACCUAGCGGUCGAGAUGCAUUUCAGGUAUUAGGUGGAUCAGGGCGUCUGUACACGUGCUUCACGUCCUGCCACUACUGCCCGUGCCCCGCAUUCUCUUUCACUGCGCUCAGGAGAAACGAGAGUCUGAUGCAAACCGAUGGAAGUCCUUGGAGCCUUGCCCUGAGAAUAAGAGGAAAAUACCAACUAAGCAGCUUCAAUGGCAGGACAAAUAUGUGCUGGGAUACAACACCCAUAGGCUAACAGGAUAGAGAACAACAGAAAAAAGAACACUACAAAGAAAGAGACAAUGCUUUGUUAAGGUCUCUCAGUGUGUCCAUGCUGAACAGGCAGAUGUUUUGUCUGUGUGAUACUGGUUCAGCUCAGAUUGUUUCACAGCUAUCAAAAUGAUGCUGCUCAUUUAACACCAGUAUAAUAUAUGAAAGAAAGAACAAAACCUUCCUUCACUUGUCUUAAUCUCUGUUCUCCUUUUGGCAUUGAACCCCAGCAGACAGUGUUUUUGAUGAAACACAUGCACAUCUCAUAAAGGCAAGUCAGAUGUCUCUUCCAAUUGAGCUCACUUGUGUGCAAGAGAUUGUUCUCGCAACAAUUAUUUUGCUGAGGUUUUCCUUUCAUACUAAUCUGAAACCAGCUCUGCCAUUCUUUCAAUGUUCAUUUACUCAUUACUGAUUUUAUGUGAUUAUAAGUAAAAUUCUAAAAAAUUCUAAAAUGCAAUUUGCUGCUCAAGAAGCAUUAAUUUUUUAUCAAUGUUUAAUGUUCAAUUUUGCAACAAUUUUUGCUGUCACUUUUGAGCAAUCUAAUGCAUCCAUGCUUAACAGUAUUAAUUUAUUUUACAAAUAUGUUAUUAACCCCAAACUUUUAAACUGUAAGCUCCAUUAUACUGAUUUUUUCUACAAAAUGUAAAAGCUUGUUUUACAACUUUCAUUGUGCAAUGUAAAUUAAAUGAUUUUUUCCGCCACAAUAAUGCAAUAUUUUAUUUAGUCUUUUAAUUAUCUUUUCUCAUCACACUGAUGUAUGAGCAACAUACUGAUAUGAAGUUCAUUAUUCAGAACAUAAAUGAUUAGAAUCUGUAAUUGAUUGACAGCUCCUUUAGGCUGCAGCAAGGAAAGUGUCAAUUUUAACCGUGAGAACCUGCUGAUGAGAGCGAGGGCAGAGCUGUGCCCUUGAGCACAACAGCAGGUCACCACCCUUUCACAGGUGAAGCACUUUGCAUAAUCUCCUCAUUAAUUAUACCUCUCUGCACACAGGACACAGCAACUCAUGCAGUGAAUACCUAUCAGACCGCAGAACAGAACAUUGAAGAACAUUAUGAGUUCUGAAUGACAAUAUCCUCUGUUAAAUUAACCUGUCCAUAGACAGAGAGAGAUUUUGAAUUAUCUUGAAAUAACUGUUUAAGCAUGCUCAUGCAAAACUUCCUGCCUGUGGUUGCUAGGGUGUUGAGGGUGGUUGCUAAGUUGUUACUUACCAGACAAGACAAAAUGCCCACCCCCAAGUUUCUAUAACAGUGGUUUUCAACCUGUGAGCACACAGUAUUGCAAGGGGGGCACCAAUUAUUAUUAAUAAAAGCAAUCAUUUUAAUAUAUGUCAUCAAGAGGGUCACUGAAAAGAACAAAUACAGAUGUUUCUUCAUUUACAAGUACAGAUGAAUCUUCAGCAAUGCCUGACAUCGAAAGGACAACAAAUAAAGUUAAACAAAGAAAAUACUAUAAUGACUUUUUUGCAUUACUUUUACAUUUUUUUCACUUUACACCUCAUUUAACCAGAAUAAGCUUCACAUCACGCCUGAUCUCCAUUUGCAACUUUCUUCCCUUCAGCCCGACAUAGAGAGCUUAAAUGCUACACAACACUAACCUUCGCAUUAGGUGAAUCACAAAGACUUUAAGUUUUGACAUCUUAUUAUGUGAACAAGUCAAGAAGAGUAUUUUUCAUGUUUAUUAAUUUGUUUCAUGGUUGUUGCCGAUUUCUGCUCAUCCCAACCCUGUCCUGGCUGAUGCCUCUGAUUGAUGACCACUGACAGUAUAUCUGCUGCUGACCGCUGCAUGUUUUUUUCCUGAGCACUGCCAGCCAGAGACUCUCGAGGCUCGGUCAGGCCCGGUUCAAACGAAAACAAGAGCACAGAUUUAGCAAAGUAAGAGUGCAUAUUUGUGUUUGCACUCCAGAGAGCGCCAAAGGUUUCUUUUUACAAUGUGUUACUGCAAUGUUGAGCAAUGUAGCCAAUUAAUGAAUGCAAUGGCCCAUCAAAGGUAUUCAAGUCAGAAUCCACUCACCGCUCAAAAUGCUGGUGUUUUUGUCCAGUAAUGAGUUCUGCACACUUGUGAAUUAAAAUAACAAGAUGUCUUUGUAUCUACAAGUACCAUGUUUACUCCCAGAUGAACCAUCAAUAAUAUACUGUACAUAGCUGUUCUCUUUGUAUCGGAUAGAGACUAUAAUUCCUUUUCCUUUGUUGGAACUAUAAUUCCUUUUCCUACUGCUGACAAGUAGAUACUGCACACUUAAUGACUGAUGAGCUGGACAAAGAAAACAAACAGAGCUGUUGUUCUAAUGACCAGCACUGUUGUUACUAUUGCUAUCACCAAAUGCUCAGACAAUACAAUCAAACCCUCUCUCUAUCAUUUCCCUUCAACAAAACACUUGGCAUCUAAGUUCAGUAUUACACAGAACCUAAAACAUGUGGACAAUGUGAACCUAGUCACCGAUGAUGUGCUGGAACUUUCUUCAAACCUUUUUUGAACAUGCAACUGCUUUCUUUUCCUCUAGUUUCUCACUAUUUUUCUAACCCACCCUGAUGGACAAACAGAGUACAGGCUGGUGCUUUUCUUUUCAGAACUGAUCUGAAAAUAGCCUCACUGUCGAGCCAUAUUUGAAUGAGAGGGUCAUCUGAAUGGCUGCCUAGCACAGGCCCCAGUUCAUUCUCCACUUAGCUGACUGCAAAUAACACCCUGUUGCUUCCAACAUUGCUGCCAUUUAACAUCUGAUUCGUCGACUUGGAUAAACACAAAUGGAAUAAAGUUUAAAAGUCAUGUCUGAUUUCUGUUAAAAAAAUAUUUUAAUGGAUUUUUGGGAUAGUUUUUACUUCCUUCCUUGGUAUAUCUAAGCUGUAGAAGAAGGGAAUGUGUGGAAAGAUAAAAUGAGCUUCCCCUUCCUAUGAACCUCCUCAUUCUCACAACAUGAAGCCAAACACCAGCUCUGACUCAGAGACUGUAACCUAAGCUGACAUUAAACGAGUAUUUCUGUUGUGAUUACAAGGUUUGGAGUCUCUUCUGUAUCACUGGAUCCAGGAGUUGAGGGUCUUUCAAAAAAAAUCUGAUGUCUUUGAAAAGUCAAAGAAAAAUAAUAUACUUUUGGCUAUAAUGCAUUGAUUCAAACAUUUUGGUCCAAUUUAGAUGUAGUCAUUACACAGAACUGACACAUUUUUUUGUUUUAUUCAGCUGUAUUUACUCAGUCCAAGUGAAAGAUAUAACACCGAGAUGUCAGAAAAAAAAUAAAACAACAGAAUCACUGAGUUGGAAAAAGGAUCCA
Cyprinus carpio (common carp) is the source of this 3777-nucleotide messenger RNA. RefSeq names its product zinc finger, SWIM-type containing 7 (gene zswim7). The record is from RefSeq and is a predicted model, not a curated record. Gene Ontology annotation, biological process: double-strand break repair via homologous recombination. Gene Ontology annotation, cellular component: Shu complex. Lineage: Eukaryota; Metazoa; Chordata; Actinopteri; Cypriniformes; Cyprinidae. Gene Ontology annotation, molecular function: zinc ion binding.